AUGACUGAGACAUGUUCAACACUGGAAAAUAACUUUGAUGACAUCAAGCACACAACUUUGAGUGAAAGGGGUGCUUUGAGAGAAGCAGCCAGAUGUCUGAAAUGCGCAGAUGCCCCUUGCCAGAAAAGCUGCCCAACACAACUGGACAUCAAGUACUUCAUCACCAGUAUUGCCAACAAAAACUACUAUGGAGCUGCCAAGGCUAUCCUGUCAGACAACCCACUGGGUUUAAGUUGUGGCAUGGUGUGUCCAACCAGUGACUUGUGUGUGGGUGGAUGCAACCUGUACGCUUCUGAAGAGGGACCCAUCAAUAUUGGGGGCUUGCAGCAGUUUGCUGUGGAGGUGUUCAAGGACAUGAAGAUUCCCCAGAUCAGAGACCCCAGCCUUCCAGCCUUGGAACAGUUACCAAGCAGUUAUCAUGAGAAGAUUGCUCUGAUUGGAUGUGGCCCUGCAAGUAUCAGCUGUGCUACUUUCUUAGCCAGGAUGGGAUACUCUGCUAUUACCAUCUUUGAGAAACAGAAAUAUAUCGGUGGAUUAAGCUCCUCUGAGAUUCCUCAGUAUCGCCUGCCUUAUGAAGUGAUUGAUUUUGAAAUUCAACUCAUGAGGGACCUAGGUGUUAAGGUAUUAUAG
This is a messenger RNA of Lingula anatina, 630 nucleotides long. RefSeq names its product dihydropyrimidine dehydrogenase [NADP(+)]. Gene Ontology annotation, biological process: uracil catabolic process; thymine catabolic process. Gene Ontology annotation, cellular component: cytosol; cytoplasm. Lineage: Eukaryota; Metazoa; Brachiopoda; Lingulata; Lingulida; Lingulidae. Gene Ontology annotation, molecular function: dihydropyrimidine dehydrogenase (NADP+) activity; uracil binding; NADP binding. The record is from RefSeq and is a predicted model, not a curated record.